Molecule: messenger RNA, 2526 nt
Organism: Spathaspora passalidarum NRRL Y-27907
Lineage: Eukaryota; Fungi; Ascomycota; Pichiomycetes; Serinales; Debaryomycetaceae
Product: beta-glucosidase
Exons: 1
Coding region: 1-2526 (841 amino acids)
Biological process (GO): glucan catabolic process
Molecular function (GO): beta-glucosidase activity
Source: RefSeq, a predicted model, not a curated record
AUGUUAAGACAACUAGACAUAGAAUCCUUAAUUGAGGAAUUGACGUUAUCUGAAAAGAUUUCGUUAUUGGCAGGUUAUGAUUUCUGGCAUACAGUUCCAAUUGAAAGAUUGAACAUUCCUUCAGUCAGAGUUUCAGAUGGUCCUAAUGGUAUUAGAGGAACAAAGUUCUUCAACAGUGUUCCUUCAAAUUGUUUCCCUUGUGGUACUGCUUUGGCUGCUACCUUCAACAGUGACCUUUUGGUUUCUGUUGGUGAAUUGAUGGGUAAGGAAGCUAAAAUGAAAGGUGCUCAUGUUAUUUUGGGUCCAACCUGUAACAUUGUUAGAGGUCCAACUGGUGGUAGAGCUUUUGAAAGUUAUUCUGAAGAUCCUAUUUUAUCUGGUCAUGCUGCUGCUAGUGUUGUCAAAGGUAUUCAAAAUGAAAAUGUUGUGGCCUGUCUUAAACACUUUGUUUGUAAUGAUCAAGAAAGUGAAAGAAAAGCUGUUGAUGUUAUCAUUACUGAAAGAGCAUUGAGGGAAAUCUACUUGAAACCAUUCCAAAUUGCUGUUAGAGAUGCUUAUCCAAAGGCAAUGAUGACUGCCUAUAACAAGAUCAAUGGUGUUCACGUUUCUCAAAACAAAAAGAUCUUGCAAGAUCUUUUAAGAAAAGAAUGGAAUUGGGAUGGUACCAUCAUGUCAGAUUGGCAUGGUGUUUACUCCACUAAGGAAUCUUUAGAUGCUGGGUUAAAUUUGGAAAUGCCUGGCCCUACUAGAUUUAGACAAGAACUUCAAACAACACAUGCUAUUCAAACUAAUGAAAUUCACCGUGAUGUCAUUGAUGAUAAUGUUCGUCAAAUUUUGAAAUUAGUUAAUGAAAGUUUCAAGGCUGGUAUUCCUGAUGAUGUUGUUGAAUCCCCAAAUCCUUCAAAAGAAGCCGAAGAGUUGCUUAGAAAAGCUGGUGAUGAAUCUAUUGUCUUGUUAAAGAAUAACGAAAAUAUCUUACCUUUACCAAAGACUGCAACUGGUUCCAUCAAGAAAAUUGCCGUUAUUGGACCAAAUGCUAAGGCUGCUCAAGAUUCUGGUGGUGGUUCUGCUUCUUUGAAUGCCCGUUAUAAAAUUACUCCUUUCGAAGGUAUCAAGAGUAAAUUGAAUGAUGGUUCCAUUGAAUUAACCUAUGCCCUUGGUGCGUACUUGGAUAGAAACUUACCUGAUGUCGGGCAACUCUUGGUCAAUGAUAAAGGUGAAAAGGGUGUUACUGGUAAGUUUUAUAAAAACGAACCUGGUGCUCAAGAUAGAGAAUUAUUUGAAGAGUUCCUUUUGCCAACUUCUAGACUUUUCUUGUCUGAUUUCAAGAGUGAUAAAUUAGAUAGAAACCAACUUUUAUUCUAUGCUGAUUUCAGUGGUUACUAUAUUCCUGAAGAAUCCGGUGAAUAUGAAUUUGGUUGUUCUUGUUUAGGAACUGCCCAAAUUUUCGUCAAUGACAAAUUGAUUGUUGACAACAAAACCAAACAAGUUAAAGGAGAUGCAUUCUUCCUUGGUUUGGGUACUAGAGAAGAACGUGGUUCCUUGAAAUUGGAAAAGGGUAUCAAGUAUGAAGUUCGAGUUGAAUUCGGUUCAUCCCCAAGUUAUACUUUGAAUAAGGCAGCUCUUGAAGGUGGUGGUGUCUUCUUUGGUAUUCAAAAGAAGGCCACUCCAGAAGAAGCCAUCAAGGAAGCAGUUCAAGUUGCCAAGGAUGCUGACGUUGUUGUUUUAGUAGUUGGUAUUUCUAAAGAAUGGGAAUCAGAAGGUUUUGAUCGUCCAAACAUGGAUAUUCCAGGACACACUAACCAAUUAGUUGAAGAAGUUACCAAGGUCAAUCCAAAUGUUAUUGUUGUCAAUCAAUCUGGCUCACCAGUAUCUUUACCUUGGAUUAAUAAUGUUAAAGGUUUUGUCCAAGCUUGGUAUGGUGGUAAUGAAUUGGGUAACACCAUAGCUGAUGUUUUGUUUGGAGACUACAAUCCAUCUGGAAAAUUGUCCAUGACAUUCCCAGUCAGAUUAGAAGACACCCCAGCUUAUGUUAACUUUGGUUCUACUCAUGGUCAAGUCUUGUAUGGUGAAGAUGUAUUUGUUGGUUACAGAUACUAUGAAAAAGUUGGCAAACAAGUUUUGUUCCCAUUCGGAUUUGGUUUAUCUUAUACCAAUUUCGAAUUUUCUAAUCUUCACGUGACAAGUGAUGAAGAAAAUGUUUAUGCUACUGUUCAUGUUAGCAACGUUGGGAAGGUUGACGGAGCAGAAGUUGUUCAAUUAUAUGUUGAACAAGAAGAUCCUGUUGUUAUGCGUCCAGUUAAAGAAUUGAAAGCAUUCAACAAGGUUUUCUUAAAAGCUGGUGAAACUAAAAAGGUUGAAUUAUCUGUCUCAAUCAAGGAAGCCACUUCCUAUUGGAAUGGAUACAAGAACAAAUGGCAAUCUACCAAGGGUAAGUAUAAUGUAUUUGUUGGUAACAGUUCUGAUAAUGCUUGCCUUACUGGUGAAUUUGAAACCGAGAAAACUUACUUCUGGUUAGGUGUAUAA